GUAUUGAAGGAACUGGAGAGUAAGCAAGCAUAGAGUCAGUGAUAUUGUCUGUCACUUCGGCCUGGAGAGCUGCUUCUCAAUAGAGGAAGCAAUGUAUGAAAACGGCUUGGAUCCUCUUGGGGCUUAGAGUGAGUCAUGCAGCGGAGGGGCCGUCGCGCAGGAGAAGGAUUUUAAUCUGCACGCUCGGGACCGGGGAAGAUGGACUGACGCGCGUCCUCCGGGGUUCCCCUCCUCGUCUCCGCAGCGCGCGCGCCCCGUGGCCUGAGCGGGCUUGCUGGGCCGCGGUCGGGCCAUGCCGGGCAACGGCAGGACCGGGCGCGCCUCGUUCUGGCACCUGUUCUCGCCGCUCCGGACCAAGCCGGAGCGGGUGGUGCUGGCGCGCAGCGAGAGCGCGCCGGGGGAGAGCGUCCUGAAGAUCACCAUCACCGAGACCACUGUGAUCGAGGCCGACUCGGGCGUCUGGAACUCCAAGUCCCUGGCCUACCUCGGCCUGUGGUACUUCUUCAGCUUUUGCACGCUCUUCCUCAACAAGUACAUCCUGUCUCUGCUGGAGGGUGAGCCGACCAUGCUGGGUGCUAUUCAGAUGCUGUCAACCACUAUAAUUGGCUGCAUGAAGAUGUAUGUGCCUUGUUGCCUGUACCAGCACAAGUCCAGGACAGAGUACCCCCCAAACUUCCUGAUGAUUAUGCUGUUUGUUGGAUUAAUGAGGUUCAGCACCGUGGUGUUGGGGCUGGUCAGUCUGAAGAACGUGGCCGUGUCUUUCGCGGAGACCGUGAAGAGCUCGGCGCCCAUCUUCACCGUCAUCAUGUCCCGACUUAUCCUGGGAGAAUAUACCGGUCUGUGGGUGAACCUGUCGCUGUUCCCGAUUAUGGGCGGCCUGGCGCUCUGCACCGCGACGGAGAUCAGCUUCAACCUGCUGGGCUUCUCCGCGGCCCUCUCCACAAACAUCAUGGACUGUUUGCAGAACGUGUUCUCAAAGAAGCUGCUCAGUGGAGACAAGUAUAAGUUUAGCCCACCAGAACUCCAGUUCUACACGAGUGCUGCAGCCACCAUAAUGCUUAUUCCUGCAUGGAUUUUCAUGCUGGACCUCCCACUGCUGGGGGAAAAUGGCCACCGGUUCAACAUCACCCAGGACAUCGUGGUGUUGCUGCUGUUCGCCGGGGUGCUGUUCCACCUGCAGAGUGUGACUGCGUACGCUCUCAUGGGCCGCAUCUCGCCCGUCACCUUCAGUGUGGCCAGCACGGUGAAGCACGCCUUGUCCAUCUGGCUGAGCAUCAUCGUGUUCAAUAACAGCAUAACGCUGCUGUCGGCAGCCGGCACGUUGCUGGUCAUCAUUGGGGUCAUGCUGUACAACAAGGCCCGGCGGAUGCAGAGGGACAGUCUGCACGCCAUGGCCCAGGCUGCUGAGGAGGACCAGCUCCCCCUGCAGGAGGGAGACCUCAAGGCCUCGAAUCACCACCUCUCCUAGCACCCCCCCUCCCCCCGAGGGCCCCAUCGGAACCUUCUGGAACAGUCACCCAGGGAGGGAGUGCAGUGUUUUCUGCUCUUCAGCUCCAUCACCGAUCAGCACUCUUAAACGGAACAUUCCUUUUGGAUGUCCAGUGAGGAAAGAGACGGGUCCAACCUGAAUACUUGAUCUCUUUUAUGCCUAAUCGAGCCAUUCUCCUGAUGUGCCGGUUUGUGUUCUUUCCUUUCUGUUGAUCUUAUUCAGUGGAAGUCUUUUUCUUUUCUUUUUUUACGUGUUUUGAGACAAUAAUGUAAAAUGGUUUAAAAUAAAAACCACUGCAUAUUUUCUAUAUUCUAGUUAAGAAAAAGAUUUUGGCAUCACUCUUCAGAAAUGGGUUUUGCCUCAUUGAAGCAUUGAGAAAAUGGUUAGAAUACUGUGGAGUGAUCAGCUAUAUCGGUGUGUCUUUACACACGUGAUGUGAUUUAUAUUGAGUAUGACACAAUGGACAGCUUUGUAUUUUGUACAACCUUAAAGCGAUUCAAAAAAUGUGGCCUCAUUUUUAAUGCAACACUUGUAAAAUGUCUUGUCUCAGAUUUCAAAAUAAAUAUUUGAAUGUUAGUGUUGAGAAGAAAAAUGAACAGCUCAGGUUUUGUUGGAAUUGUUUGGCGAAAAGGUCAGAGGAAGCUUUUUAAUGCGUUUACACAAGUCAUUGUAAAAACAUAAAAAUGGUUUGCAAUGUCAACUAAAAAGGGAGCCUGUAAUUAAUUACAGCUGGUAGUACCGAAUAUACAGCAUUCACUUUCACCACACAACAUUGGUUUCACCACUUUAAAUUGAUACAGGCAAUACCAUUACUUAGUUCGGUUUCAAUCCCAGUGUGUCUGUAAUGUGAUUGAUACUUUUUUAAUGGAGCAGUCUGAGAUUGUAUUGAACCUAUCCAAGGUUUUAAGCUAACAGGAAAAUACAAAAUGUUAAAGAUGCACCUUUUUGUCCAAUGAAAUGUAAGAUCAUGGCAGACAAAACAUUGGGUUUGGGCUAUCCUGAGGAUUAUACCAGUGCACUAUUGAUUUGGGCAUUCCCAUCUUAAUACUUGGUCCAAGAUGUGAUUUUUGCUCUUUUAAAAGUGCGGCUUUAUAUGGAAAGCUGUUAGCAUUGUUUAGCUGCCAUAAACUCCAUCCCUGAGUGUGGGUCUGUGCUAUUACUUAUGGAAGGUGGUAUGUAAGGGUUUUUUUUAUCCGCAUACUAUUCCUUGGUGUUCUCCAUAAUAGACAUUAGAAAUCUGGUGUUUUUAAAAGUAGUUAAACUGGAAGUCCGCCUGACAUUCUGUGUAAGCAGUGGUCCUCUGAAAACAUAAGGCCUUGUCAUGACUCUUACAUUGUUCGCAAUGUUGGAGUGCCUGACACUUAACACAACUUGAAUUACUGUGUAAAUGGUAAUAAUAGUUUAGCUACUAGUCAAACCCCGAGCCAGCCUAUGAACUCAGUGAUAUGGCCACGAUGAUUACUGUCCGUGUUAUUUUUCAGUGCAGAGCAUUGAGAAUGUACCUGGCUAAUUUAAUCUUGUGUAAUGAGUUGUUUUCAUUGAUAUAUGCCACUAUCUCCCAGCACACACAUUGUGCCGCCCUGGAAAUUAUGGGCAUUUCCCAUUAUAUUACUGUUUUUGCUACCAUGUGCUUUUCUUUUGCAAUCAGAUUGCCUGUGCUUUUAAGACUACUGUGAUGAAAUGUUUCUGCAGGCCUUUAAAAAGGUUAAGCUGGUGUCAAUUUUCUUUUGUCCAUUUUGUAGAAAAGAAGUGAAAACAUGACUAUGAUGAAAUUGUUCCUCUGUGGUGUGUUGGUGGGUUCUUUGAUACGAGACUAGUGUCUUAUUUUAACAUUGUGGACUAAAAUAUUAACAUUCGUGUAUUCCAAAAAAAGAUGGCAAUUCAUUUUUCCUGUUUUACCACAUGAACCUGAUAUCAAGAGUUUUACACUGAUAAUUCCAUUCAUGACUUAAAAUUACAUGCAUUGAUGAUUUCUAUGUUGGGUCUUCAUGUUUGUAGCAAUCUAUUCCUGGUAUAGGAAUUUCAUAUUCAAUCAAAAUGUUUGGCCCAUGUUUUUAACUUUACAGCAUUCGGAGUAAUUGAAGAGUUGACCAAUUCAAUGUUUUUAACUUUACAGCAUUCGGAGUAAUUGAAGAGUUGACCAAUUCAAUGUUUGUAACUGGACAUCUUUCUGUAGCAUUUCGUACAAAUUAGUACAAAAUAGGUGAAAAUGUAUGCUGCUGCAAAGGGGAUGUUUUGUGUGAUUUUAAGGAGAUUGUGUUGCUUUUACUUGGCUUGAUUGACAGCAUGAAAUUGCUUUAAACUUCAAAUGCGUCCAACUGGUCUGAAAUAAAUAUUUUUAAAAGUU
Messenger RNA from Conger conger (European conger), 3836 nucleotides. It is a transcript of the gene slc35e2b, whose product is annotated as solute carrier family 35 member E2B. NCBI's taxonomy places the organism in Eukaryota, Metazoa, Chordata, Actinopteri, Anguilliformes, Congridae. Gene Ontology annotation, molecular function: antiporter activity. Gene Ontology annotation, cellular component: Golgi apparatus. The record is from RefSeq and is a predicted model, not a curated record. The coding region runs from base 293 to 1468 and encodes 391 amino acids. The transcript is spliced from 9 exons.